GUCAGUCGGGCGAGUCAGUACUGGUCCAAAGCUGUUUCCUUCUGUCAUCCAGUCAAGUUCAGGUGGUCUCCUAAGCACUUGCCUAUGGAAUCAGGUGGGAUCGACGUUGUGGUGAGCUUGAUCGCUGUUUACGCCGGUUAAAAUCAGGAACGAUAGGCCUGUGCUGUCCAGUGAUUCAACUGACUGGAGAGUAAUUCAUUGAACUCCGAAGUAAUCGAGUAGAUCACUCCAUUUUUCUAGCCUCACAUUUUUUUUCGUGUCUUGUGCGGAGCUGAUGUGCUGUGAAUUCUACGAUUUUCGAAUGAUUAUUUGCAAAUGGAGGAUUGUUAAUGUGAUUAGUGGUGAUACGUGAGGUGUAGCUUUGUGUACUUUUGUUAUUUUCACCGGAGACUAGUGACACUAUUGGAUUUGAGUUAUGAUGCCAUUACGCGAUGCUGUGCUCGUCAACUCAAGAUUGCGAGGACCUUCAUCAACAACGUGGCUCUAUCUCUUCGCCGAGUUCUUCCUGGGAGCGGUCUUCUCGGCGGCGUUAGCACUUCUAGGAGUUGUGAGGACGAUCUUGCCGAAACCACCCAGGAACUUGAGUGGAGAUGUUGUUUUGAUAACAGGUGUAACCUCGCCCCUGGGUAAAUGCAUGGCCGAGGCAUUCGCUCGAGUCGGUUGUACCAUUGUAUGCGUAGACAGUGGCCUCGAAUCUGUGAGAAAAACCGCCGACGAAGUGGUAUCCCAGUAUCCAGUGAUCGAGGGCGUUGGGCCAGCUCACAGGAAACAGGAUGCAACUGUUGUGCUGGGUAAAAGGGUAUGGGCAUACGAGUGCGACCUGGGAAAUAGAAAUGAAAUAAGAGAAGUUGCUGAGCGAGUGAUGAGCGAUAUUGGUAGAGUCGAUGCACUCAUCACGUGCAUUGGCCACCCUGGACUCGACAUCUUCGACACUGUCAGCACGACCCUGAUGAGUUACUACUGGACGGUCGUGGCAUUCCUUCCUUUCAUGCUGCAACAGGAAAGAGCUCACGUUGUCGGUGUUACGCCGACGACUUCUACUGAGGACGCUUACAGGGGGACUCGUGCUGCCAUUGCAGGACUGAUGGAGAGUCUGGGUCAGGAGUUUAGCGGUCGCAGCGGUCAAAUAAAUUUCAUCACAGUCGCACCAAAGGCUGAUCCGAGAUUAUUGAGGCACAGUGAAGAGCAAGUCGCCAAUGACGUUGUGGAGGCGGUGCGGAGGGACCAGUGUUGUCUAUCAGCCAAUUGGUGGUCGACAAUUCUAUACCGAAUUAGUUGUGCAAUUCAUGGAGUCAUAACGCACAUCACGCGAUGGCUGUACACGCAAGGAUGUGACGAGCCCUUCUGAAGAGUCAUUUUCUAUUGUUAUUUCAUUGAAUUGUAAAUCUCUCUCUCAUUGUCAUAUUGAAAAAAAAUGAUUUCAUCAAAAUGUGAAAAAAAAUUAUUUCGCUGUGAAUUUCGUGUGAAAAAAAAGACAAAAAAAAGUAAAAAAAAAAUUAAUUAUAAUAAUAUUAUUAAUUAGUAGUUAAUAACGGUCUGAUAAAUUAUAUUUCUAUUUGUUUGUAUUACAACAAUAUUUAUCAAUUCAACAAUCACAAUUUUAUUAUUUUUAGUAAAAGUAGAAUACAACAUUUUACGAAAAGAAAUUAAUUUUUACUUCGAAAAUUAAUUUGUAAUUUUUCAAGGACACUUUUUAAUCGCAGAUGGAGUGAGGUAAUGGUUAUUUGGAUUGUACAUCUCAGGGGUCAAGGAACAGGACGUCAUAAUGACCACUAUCUGAGCGUCCGGUGAACAAAAGUCUAGCUGUUUCCCGGUUGCCAUUGACACGAUUGUGAAAAACUUGUUUUAUGUCAUACUCGCUGACUCUACGGUAAAUUGAGAGAUUUAAUCUGUAGAGUUUUGUUGCAACAGUGCACUCUAGUUCACUUGCAUAGACACCCUCGUUUUUCAUGAAAUCUAGGUAGUCCUGGGGAUUUGAUAUAUUCCAUUCUGCUGUAACGAACGGCGCGUGCUCUCGCCAAUGGUCCACUAUAUGAUGUACAACCUGUAGAGAACAUGAGUUUCAUGUGAGAUUUGUUUACGCAGAAAGAAAAUUCUCCUUUUGUAAAAAGGACAUACACCUCAAAUCUCGAAUCGAAUCGAACAUAUCGAAAUUCCGUAACACUUAUUCGUGAUUGGUAGAUACAUUCACAACGGCAAAAUUUGAAUUUCACAAGUACACAAGUAUCAAGUAAAUCAAGUCAAAGGAUGAGUUAAUUAGUAGAAAAUAAAAACUUUGUUAGAAAAUGGAAAUGAAACAAGUUACUCAUCAAAUGUAAAUAUCUAUAUCUUAUCGAAACUCCUGUAUUUUCCAAGUCGUCUUACAGCUUCAAGACAUUUAAAAUUUUGCAUGUUGCCUACAAGUGGGAAAUAGAUCAGCUGUGAAUAUAUCAGCAAUUUUUAAAGAUCCAUGUUUACGAAAUGAUGACGUGUUCAACGUCAUACGCGAUUACUUCAGGAUCAUUUUGGUAUAAUUAUUUUGAAUUUAAAUAUUACAUUGACUUUUUAUAUCCCUAUAAUUCAACUGCUCUACUCAUACAGUAGUUAAAAUAAGGUGCGCUCACCGCAAAUGUGACUUAAAUAAAAAAUAUCACAACAAUUAAGAUUAACCAAAUCGCGCGCGGUGGCGCGCGACUAUGUCUCGUAUUAUUAAAAGGGCCAGGGGUUUUAGAAUUGUUUUGAUUUUCAUUUCGAUGAUUUUCGAUGGAACAUGACUGGAGCCACAUAAAUGCUGGAAUUUGUGGAAUAAAAAUAUUAUAUAUUAUAUAAAAA
This is a messenger RNA of Diachasmimorpha longicaudata, 2811 nucleotides long. Its product is annotated as short-chain dehydrogenase/reductase family 16C member 6-like. The record is from RefSeq and is a predicted model, not a curated record. The transcript is spliced from 7 exons. Gene Ontology annotation, molecular function: oxidoreductase activity, acting on the CH-OH group of donors, NAD or NADP as acceptor. Bases 416 to 1348 code for a protein of 310 amino acids. Lineage: Eukaryota; Metazoa; Arthropoda; Insecta; Hymenoptera; Braconidae.